AUGGCUAUCCCAGUUAAUCCUGCUGGGCUGACUGAUGCUGAGGUUAACCAGCAGAAUAUUCAGAGGGAGAAUCCACCAGUUCGCCGAAUGGCUGACAGGCUGAGAGACUUUACGAGGAUGAAUCCUCUUAUUUUCACAGGGUCUAAUACUACAAAAGAUCCUCAGGAGUUUGUGGAUGAGGUGCAUAAGAUCUUGGUGGCUGUGGGGGCCACAGAUUCUGAGAAAGCAGAAGAGAUGAGGGAGGCCAAGGUUGAUGAGUUUAUCAAUCUUAAGAAGGGAUCCAUGACGGUAGAGGAAAGCCACAAGAAGAAGGGCGUUCAUGAUGCUAGAAGGCCUAAGCCUCAAGAUCAGGCAGGUCCCAGCCAUGGAGGCCACAGAAACAUUUCUGGCGUCCGUGAGCAACCUAGGUUCAAAAAAGGGCAACAGAUUUCAGGUAACUCUAACUCGCAGAGGAGUACAACACCUAGAGGAGGCAGACCCCAGCCUAGGAAGGGCAAUGGAGGUGAAAUGCAGCAUCCCAGAAAGGAUUGUGCUAAGUGUGGUCGUGCUUACAGUGGAGAGUGCAGACAGGACACUAUUUCCUGCUUCAGUUGCGGUAAGAGCGGGCACAUGGUUAAGGACUGCCCACAGAAAUGA
Solanum pennellii is the source of this 636-nucleotide messenger RNA. RefSeq lists its product as uncharacterized. Bases 1 to 636 code for a protein of 211 amino acids. Gene Ontology annotation, molecular function: nucleic acid binding; zinc ion binding. NCBI's taxonomy places the organism in Eukaryota, Viridiplantae, Streptophyta, Magnoliopsida, Solanales, Solanaceae. The transcript is spliced from 4 exons. The record is from RefSeq and is a predicted model, not a curated record.